AUGGAGUUUGAACGUGCGCUGUUUCGCAUUCAUCAGAAAGCCCUUCUGACUGAACCUUUGCGGCGAUUCCGGCUCCAACUUGAAUCAAUUCUGCCUGCAUUCAUUGCAGUGCAAGUUGUUGUCCUAGCCACACUACACUGGUACUACGUUGGUCGGUCAUCUUGCCUGCCUGACGUCUUCAGACAUGCUGGUCUUUGGAACGACACUGUGGCAGAGCCCAUCUUACCGGAAGACUCCCUGAUUCGCUUGACGCUGAGCAAUGGAGAUGGUCUCAUUGGCAUGACGCUGAUGGAGCACAGGGCUCCGACUGCAGGAGCUCUGGCGAAGAGUGAUGGCUUUCAAGUGAAAGAGGAGAAUCGUUCCUCUGUUGGCCCCGGCCGUCGCUUUGAUGCGAAGAGCAUCUUUGGCAGCUACAGAUUCGCACUGGACCGGGAGCUGGUACAGAUGAGGAAGAGUGUUUUUGAGAAGCACGACUUCCCAGUGCACAAUAUCUCCAUUGCAUCAAGUUGUCUCGUACCUUUUGGUCCUUUGGCAGACGCCUUUCAUCUCUUCGAUGCAUGGGACGGCCUGGUCAUUAACGAGCUGGCCUACGGCCUGCGAAGUCGCGGCUAUUUGGAGCGAAUGGACGAAGACAACGUGGUGGAAGCAUGGGCAUGGACUGAGGAGCAGGUGGAAUCACCUCUUCAAGGAUCUUUUCUGUUCGCCUUCUUUCGCAAAAAUAUGCUUCUUCUCAGCGCGACGUUGUCCUUUUGCCUAAUCUCCGCAAUCACAGGGCUCUUCAUCCGUAUUGCUGUCCAUGGGUCCGCAGUGCUGAUGUUCCCACUUGCUCUGACCGCACAAUACUUCGGCAUGAGCAACAGCCGGAUGUCGCUGAAUGUCUUGGCACGGAGCUUUCCAUGGAUUGGCAUCCAUGUGGAUGUUCUACGCACAGGGGGUCGAAGGAUGUGGCCACUCUUCAGAUCUCAUAUGUUGUUUCUCCUCAUUCAGUCCUUUGCAUACCUUAGCUGCAACUUGGCGUGGCGCUUCUUGGUCUAUCGAAAGUCUUCUCCAGAAGGCUUUGAGGAAAAUAUCUUCAGCCUGUGUUCCCUUGUUGAGCUUUUCAAUUUGAUCUUCGUACGAUCUGUGCAAUCAGCUAGCCUUUAUCCCAAAGUGGUGACGGCUUCGCUGGUCUACCUCCACUUCUACAUUUUUGCUCUUUGUACCCAUUUCACAACCUGGCAUUCAUUGCUUGCUGCUCCUUGUGCUGCUACGCGAUGGUCUACUGUUUGA
Messenger RNA from Cladocopium goreaui, 1269 nucleotides. Lineage: Eukaryota; Dinophyceae; Suessiales; Symbiodiniaceae. The record is from the annotation of a GenBank genome assembly.